Porites lobata is the source of this 5917-nucleotide messenger RNA. The record is from the annotation of a GenBank genome assembly. Lineage: Eukaryota; Metazoa; Cnidaria; Anthozoa; Scleractinia; Poritidae.
AUGCUAGGAAAGCAAAUCAAUACAGUAAAAGUUCUCAUUAUUAUCUGGAUAUUUUCUUCGGCGGAGUUCACGGGAAUUUCCCAAGAGACCUGUGACAAGAUCGAUGACUGUUCAUGCAAAAAAAGCAACGGGAAAAUCAUCAACUUACGAGAAAUCGAUGGAGGCUCGAAGGCAGCGUAAGUAUUUUUAUUCGCUCUUCACGCGGGUAGUGUGAGAUGACAUGAAUCUGUGCACUUUCUGAUGAUUAUCAUAUAUCAGAGCGAUCAAAAUGUGUCAAUAAUUUUGCAAUCGGCGUAGCAAGGGUCGAAACAGGUAGGGGAUAAGCAGGGUAUAUUUCUCUCCUCUGACUUAAACAGGACUAACCACUCAAAGGCCUGUGGGACCCGUCCUUUAAUUAUUACUUCGAAAAAAAAUAUCUAGGUAAUCAGCACAUUAACAGCAAAAAGGUUCUCUCGAACCCCGGGGUCUCGAACCAAGCUCGAAAUAUGAGCAUCGGCAUGGAGCUGCAUGGCUGCGUAACCUCCGAAAUAAAAGUUUGUAUGGGGAGCGAUUUAUAGGAAUUGUAUGGGUUUUAGUGUAAACAGGUUUGCUCUCUCUAUAAUCCGUCCAUACAGGGACGAAACCGGUUGAAAAAAAAAAAACAUAAAAUGGCCAUAAAUCGGCUUGGGAACCGCAGGAAGAAUCACGCAACUUUUAAAAGUGAGGUUAGCUGAUUCUUAUUUAAAUUCUUUCACGUCCGUAGGUAAAAAGAACAACUGAUUUUUUCCUCAUACAAAUUCUUAUAGUCAAACGUCACGGUAAAAUGCCGAUGCUAAUUCUUUUUUGGGUUAGGCUACCUCUUGUGUUUGCAUAGGCCGGCGUGACAGAGCAACGUUUGAAGGUGAACGGACAGGGGGAUAAAGGCGCGCUAUAACGCAUGGAAGGGAAUCUUUCACCGUGUGGUCAAAGGCGAGAAAUUUGCAAAUGUACUUCGAAGCUAAAUAUAAGGGUAUUUUUCUUUCACCAUUUAAAGGUUUACAAUGUCCCUUUUAUUAAAAAAAAAAAGGUUUUUUAGAAACCUCUUCUCCUCUUCUUUCUUUGUACUCACUCGUCCUCGAAAUUUUUUUCUUCGCUCCGAAAAAAACUGACUGGCCCCUCCUACACAUGCCAGAAAAAAUAGUUUCCCUCAGAGCCGUUUUAGUGUCGUCACGCAGCAAUCUACAACCCAGAUUUCCCAUGUAAAGACAGAGUGAGAUAAGUCACGCAACACCACUUCUCGCCACUUUAGAAAAAUAAGGAAACUGAGCCGAGUUAACUUUCGCAAAGACCUGUUGGCCAAUAGCUGAACGGCGAGUCCUCAGUAACGAUCCCAGAAGUCUUUGCGAAAUCUGAUUCUCUCCAGUUUCCCUCUCGUUUUUAAAGUGCCAAAUUGCACCAGCUUUUCCCUCUUACACACCCUUUCCCCCCGCCCCCCCCCUCCCCCCCCCCCCCCAAACAGAUCUUUCUCCCGAUACCUGCCAUCUUUGAAGGUGCUUUAGGAUUGAUGAGAUAAAAGCAAUGUCACGUGGUACUGUAUUUGAGAGGCAAACAAGAAGUAAAAUUUGCCAAUAGGAGAAAUCGCGGCCGAGGUAUUAUCUUCUCUUAAAACUAGAGGACGAUUUAAGUUCCGCAAAAGGCACAGUUCUAGUUUCGAAAAGUUCUACGUCAUUAUUGCUUGAUGUGAGAACAUCUACGGUCGCUACUGCGUCUCAAAACGUAAAAUAAUCACUUCUACCCAUAAUUUGUCAUCAUCGUUUUUAAGAUAACAAGUUCUUCAUUUUCUGUUGUGUAGAAUAAACAAACUCAACAGCGAUUUUUUGUAUUGGGAGAUUUUAGUACUUGUUUGCCCCCUGAGAAGCCACGUGACAUCGCUUUUAUCCCAUCAGUCCUUCAGCGCGUGCAAAGAUGGCAGGUGUCAAGAAUAAGGGCCCCUGGAAAAGGCUACUAUUUCUGGAAUAUCUAACUUUUAGGUUGCAUCCCACAAGCGAGGGAGGCUGCAGAGCAUUAAUUGUUAAUUAAUUUAUUGAUUGUUACAGUUUCAACAUGGCUUUUUCAAAACAGUCCCUGGGUCAAUUAACUUGUACGUUAAUUUUUUAUAGUUUUAAAAACAUUCCAACUGUUCGCAGUAAGCAAUAUACAUUUGACUGGAAUCCUUGUACGAGCUUCAGCGAAAACUCUGAAUGUCUCAAUAUGCUGGUAAGUUAUUAACAUUUUCAAUUUUAAUUAUAAUGAAGUUCGGAUAUAACACGCACUCUGAUUGGCUGAGAGUAGAGGUUAUGUGAGUAUAAAACACGGAGGUCAAGCUGUCACAUCACCUGCCAAUAGUCAUAUUUAAGCAGUUUGUUUUCAAAUUGUCGUGUUAAUAACGUCCAGGUUUUCAUGGGCCACAAUUCGGCGGGAUUUAAGUGAACCUUUUACCUUUAGAACCUGAUUUUUGGGCGUAAAAUUUCCUCUGCAUUCGAAUUCGGAGAGCGUUUAGCUCGUUUCACUUAGUGAUAGCUGGAAAGUGGAAGCAAAAACAAACAGCGCCAUGUUUCAUAGCCAACGAUAUCAAUUUGCUUUUAAAUAAAAUCCCAAGAGUCAGAGGUUUCUUUUUAGUUUAAUACCCUUAAAAACUCAAGCGGCAAAACGGUGAAAAUGAGGCGUAACGCGUUUAGGGGAAAUUCUUGAGCCGUUCUUAAAGCACGGACUGGCACAAUAUUUUAGCUUCAUCAGGUGUAUUAUUUUUUGAACGAACCUUUUGAUGCCCGGAUAAACGACACCCAUAUAUCAAAACCCUUUCAAUCAACCAAAGCGGAAACACAUCGUUUAUAGAUAGUUGACUAAAACUGUGUGCUUCCAAACAAGGGUAUAAAAAAGACUGCCAAAAUGGAAAGGCGGUUUUUAUACGAUCUCAGGAAAAAUAACUCUCUUAUUUUGCGCCGUUAUUAGAUUGAUACAAGUUUAACAUAACAAGACUACAAUCACAAUUUGACAACCCAAUUGAUAAAAAAAAGCAAAUAAAGUCAUCUGAAAACGACGUCGGAGAACUGAGGUUAUGGUGUACUCGGAAAAGACGUGCGUACCUCUAGAAAAAGCCUAGCUACUGACACUUUCUUUCCUUUAGUAUGUUGCCUAUUUUCUUGCAGGCGGUUUUACUGUGAUUCGCUCUCUUCUAAGUCUAGAAUUUAUGUAAUAGAAUCGCUAGAAACAUCAGAACUGCAAUUAAGCCCAUGUUUCGCGAUAAUUUCUUUUUCUUGUUUUGUUUUUUGUUGUUGUUGUUGUUGUUUUUUUUUUUUUCUAUUCAAGAUGUGCCAGAAAAAUUUGCAUUCUACAGAUGAAAACAACCCAUGUGCGCAGAAGACCUCUAAAUUUAAAGUUAACAAGGAUGGUACAACCACUAUUAUCUACCAGUCAUUUACUGACAGCAAGGACUACAAACGGUAUGUAACUAAAUUUCGAUGUUUAUUUGGGAAACUCUGUGAUUCGGUUUAAUCUGAUCAGCGGAAAAUGCAUUGACAAUGUAAUGAGUCAGUCAACAUUUCGAGUGAAUUCAUUAAAUCCUGAAUCUGUCAGGUCGAUGAAAUCUUAUUGUGCGAUCAUUGAAAAUACAAAACCUGUGAUUCAUUUUGUUUAAAUGUUCAACUUCAGAGUCAUUAAAACCAAUCUUUUACUCAACAUAAUCAAUGACUAAAGUUCAGUUAAGUUUUGCUCAUGUUACUUUACCCGGUUCUAAUGUUACCAUGCAGGAAGAUCAUGAAGUCACUUUCGCGGGUGAGAAAGAUAUUAAGUAAAGUGGUUUGGCAAUUUAAGGGAAAAAACAGCGAGAGCUUUGUGUUUUUUUUCCUCCUCAGCCUCAAACCAGCUCAUUUGAUUUUUCAAGCCUUUAUUUAGUGUCAUUUUUUCCUUUUUUUUCAGAUCAGUGGAGAUCACACUUAAAUGUGACGAAUCCCAGUAUCCAGGAAAUACAGGGAGCGGAGUAACAGAACGUUACGAACCAAAAAAUUCAGCCUAUGUAAGGUUUUGACGAAUAACCGUUUUUUGCUCCUUUUUUUUGGCAAAUUAUCCAAGUCCAAUCAAGAUGUUGUUCUGUUUCAAACUUUUUCAAGGCCAGGUUCAAAUACCGAAUGUUUCAUGAGCACAACUUCGUUCAAAUUAGGAGGACCUCUUUUAAUAAAAAGUACUCCUGCUUAAUCGGACUGAUCUAAUAAUUCGCUUCUAAUACAUUUUAGAAUAAAUGUUAAAAUUCCUGGACAUGCUAUCACUUUAAUUUAUGCAUUAAGAUCGGCACGUGAAAAGAUGGGCAUCCGAAAAUCCCCGGCCCAAACAUAGGCGACAAUACAAGAGUGGAUGAGUUGUUCUAACAUGAAAUAUAUGAAGCUUUUGAUAUUUUUAAUUCAACACAUUAAGUUCAGCUCAUGAAACAGAUUACUUCUCUUGAGCGCUUCCAAGAUGUGGAAAGCCGCAUUUUUAGUGUGCUAAGAUGGCUAAAUAUCGCAAUUGAUAGGGUUCUUGGGCUGCACCCUGCUAUUACAGCGUGACUGAUGUGUCUUUGACGCUGUACGGUUAGUGUAUAAUCUGGGACAGUUUUGCAGCUUCGCAGCUUCCGACUUGGAAGAUUUCUUUCCGUAACAUAUACGAGUUGGUUUAUUCGAUUCAAUUUUUUGUUUCUGUUACAAUCUGUUUCCUCGUAGACUAUGGUUUUUACAUCCAGAUGCGCAUGUGACAAUGGCUGUGAUAGUCCAUCAGAAUCAGGAAGUAGCAAACUCAGUAUUGGAAGUAUUUUAUUGAUAGUGUGAGUUCAAAUAGAUUUUAGCUAUUGUAUUGAGUUAUGGAUCCGCAUAUUUCAAUACUUUGUACGACCUCAUGGAUCAGUUUAGGUUUGUGGGAAACUGCCCACCUACCCCUCCCCUAAAUUAACAUCUUGCCCUAAACGAGAAGUAAGUGUUAACGUUGGCUUAGGGGAGGGGUAGGUGGGAAGUUUCCCAGAAACCUAAAUUGAUCCCAUAAAUCCCAGUUUCAGUAACGUCUGCGGAGCAGCGCCGAGACUCAACGAUCCGGAAAUGCUUUUCAGAUUUGCUUUUAUUCUGAUUGACAAAUCGACAUUGAAUAGACUAAUCAUGGCUCGUACUCAAAUCCUGGUACACAGCAGGUGGGGGCGAUCGAAGAGCAAGGAUUUCGCAGCUGUUUUGCCUUACCACAGUUAAGUUUCGUCUGUGGCGCACGCUACGAAUGCAGCCGCUAAUCAUCUUUUCAGCAACGUCUUCAUCCUCCAGGGACAAGGGAAGAUUAGAAAGGGCAGUAUUCCCAGGCUACUAUUUUGUUCUACUUGCGUAAUGUUUUUACGUCUUUUUUUUUUCAGGUUUUUCGCAUUGCUUCUUUUUUAUUUAAUUGCUGGAGUUCUUAUUAAAAGAUACAAAAUGGGAGUAGAAAGUGUGCCGGAGGUGAUACCUAAUUACGAAUUCUGGGCUGGAAUUCCAUCUCUUGUUAAGGUAAAUAGAAGCCGACUUUACCAAGGUAUUACUUAAAGUUUAACCCAUGGAACACGGAACCAGGAAGUUUUAGCUGUGGAAUCCGGAUUCCUGGACUUUGGAAACUGGAAUACAGCUCACGAAAUCCGCAAUCCCACUCAAACGAUUGGAAUCCAGAAUCCAGUACUUAAAAUCCAGAAUCCACGGUAUGGAAUCCAGAAUCCAAGACUGUCUUGAUUUUCCGUACAUGGGGCGAAAUCUAGCCACAAGUUACUUUUGUACUUUGCAUUAGUACUGCUCUUCUAAGGAUUCGUCCUUACCCCCACUCUUACAGUCUCUGAUAUAACCUCUCUUUUCAGGAUGGAGUUAUAUUUACAUGUCAAGGCGUAAGAUCUGGAUGUUCUUCAUUGUACCAGAGGUCCAGUAAAAGUGGCUAUGACAAGAUUUAA